Arabidopsis thaliana (thale cress) is the source of this 2807-nucleotide messenger RNA. It is a transcript of the gene GAMMA CA2, whose product is annotated as gamma carbonic anhydrase 2. The transcript has 5 exons. Gene Ontology annotation, biological process: photorespiration. The record is from RefSeq and is marked reviewed. Lineage: Eukaryota; Viridiplantae; Streptophyta; Magnoliopsida; Brassicales; Brassicaceae. Bases 138 to 974 code for a protein of 278 amino acids. Gene Ontology annotation, cellular component: respiratory chain complex I; mitochondrial membrane.
CGAACUCACUCGAGUUAAAAAAAAAAAUCCUCCCAUCAAUACGCCUCCAUAAACCUCUCUCUAUCUGGUGGAGCGACACCAAAAACAACAAAGCCUUCUCAUUUUCACACUUUGGGUAAUCGGAGAAUCACAAAAAAAUGGGAACCCUAGGACGAGCAAUUUACACUGUGGGUAACUGGAUUCGUGGAACUGGUCAAGCUCUUGAUCGCGUUGGUUCUCUUCUUCAAGGAAGUCACCGUAUCGAGGAACAUCUGUCGAGGCAUCGGACGUUGAUGAAUGUGUUUGAUAAAUCACCAUUGGUGGAUAAAGAUGUGUUUGUGGCUCCGAGUGCUUCUGUUAUUGGUGAUGUUCAGAUCGGAAAAGGCUCGUCGAUUUGGUAUGGCUGUGUUCUUCGAGGUGAUGUGAAUAACAUCAGUGUUGGAUCUGGGACGAAUAUCCAAGAUAAUACGCUUGUACAUGUUGCAAAGACCAACAUAAGUGGCAAGGUUCUACCUACUCUGAUUGGGGACAAUGUAACAGUAGGUCACAGUGCUGUCAUUCAUGGGUGUACUGUUGAGGAUGAUGCUUUUGUUGGUAUGGGAGCAACACUACUUGAUGGUGUGGUGGUUGAGAAACAUGCCAUGGUUGCUGCUGGUUCUCUUGUGAAACAGAACACGCGAAUCCCUUCUGGAGAGGUGUGGGGAGGAAAUCCAGCAAAGUUCAUGAGAAAGUUAACAGAUGAAGAGAUAGUAUACAUCUCACAGUCAGCAAAGAAUUACAUCAAUCUCGCACAGAUUCACGCCUCAGAGAAUUCAAAGUCAUUUGAGCAGAUCGAGGUUGAGAGAGCGCUUAGGAAGAAGUAUGCACGCAAGGACGAGGAUUACGAUUCAAUGCUUGGGAUUACCCGUGAAACUCCACCGGAGUUGAUUCUUCCCGACAAUGUCUUACCAGGUGGUAAACCCGUCGCCAAGGUUCCGUCUACUCAGUACUUCUAAUUCCAAUCUCAGGUUGUUUUUGUGUGUUGAAAUCAUUUCAAGACAGGAUUGAUUCUCUGGAAGGUCAAGAGAGAUAUUAUUUUGGUUUUAACUUUUCUUCCGAGCAAGCAGGAGAUUUAUCAUCCUUGCUCAAUAAUGUAUGGUUGCAUUAUGAAGUCAUUUCUUCGAGGAACAAUUUGCAGAAAGAGAAACAAAGUUGGAUUAAUCUUUCAUUCUUUCUCUCGCUGUUUCUCUCAUUCAAAAUGGUGUCUGUUUGAUACACUCUCUAGGUUGGCGAUUCGCCGAUUAUUAUUAUCAUGUGACAGAUUUGACUUAAGUAGGACUAAACAUAAGCUAGUGGCACUCAAUAACUCCUUGUUCCAAGCUGUUAAAUAAACAAAGCCGAAUAAAAACCACAAUUGUACUUGGAAGUUGGAACAUAUCAAAGAGCUACACACAAGAAAAUUGGUUAGAAAAUCCAACUUUGAACUCAUUCCCUCUUGCUCAAAUUUCCAUUGGUGCAACAUCUUGAUCACCUGAACCACCUUGUUCACCAGUUCCAGCAGCACCAGGAGCAGCUUCGGGUUCGGCCUCACCCUCACCAGCAUCUUCCUCUUCCUCAGGAACCUUCUCAAACGUAUCAAUCACCUUUUGAAUGCUUUCCUGGUCCAAGAAAUGGAAUGGUUCAUCGACUCCUAGAACAGAAACAGUGCAGAGCGAGCUCUUCAGUGUUUCCCCUUGCAAAGUUUCCCUUAUGGCCAUAAUAGCAUCUUUUAUCAGAUCUUCUUUUGAUGAUUCUUGGAAGCUCUCGAAUUUGCGCUCCAGAUAGGUUUUCGCAGCUUGUGAACGAGACCCGAUAGCGAAUGCUUGAUAUUCAAAGUAGUUUCCGCUAGGGCAGUUGUAGUAGAGGUGAGCUCCUGACUCGUCCAAUCCACCUACCAGCAAACCCACACCAUAAGGCCGUUUCCAUGAUCGUUGGGUACAUACCUGCUCAAAGAUAAUUUAUGAAGAUGUUUAAUACAAGACAAACAAAUGACUUAACAUUUGAAUGAAAUCAGAGUGUUGUUCAAACUACAAGACUGAUAUCAAUACGUUCUCAGAAAUCAAUUGAAAAUGUAGAUACAGCAGCUAACUUAAUUUUUGACAGACAUGAAAGUAAGUGGGACGUAGCAAUCAAACCUUUUAAAAAUUGUGAACACAUCAUCUAACUUGAGAACACUACGUUUAACACCAAAAGUAGUGAACAUGUAGCACAAAUUUCUAUCACAACUGUAAACCAACAUCUUACUGAAAAUAUACUUCAUUAGGCAAGUAAAUAAAGUGGCCAGGACAUACUACAACUACAAGUAAGUAAACAAAUGCAAAGUAAUACAAGUCAAAACCACAAAACCAAAAAGAGAUCAACAAAGACGUAUAUUUAUUCUAGAAUUGCAAGCAAAAACAACUCUAUCAAGCAAAGAGAACAGACGAUGACAACACAGAAACAACCAAACGACCAAAAUCAUCACAUUCUUAUACACUUCUAUCGUCAAAGUGGGUAUACAGGUUAACUCUUUCUAAUCGGAUUAAGCAACUAGCAACAGAACUGGAUAUGAUUAACAACACAAGAAUCUCUAAUUCCCAAUCACUAAGACUUGAUCACAAACCAAUAUCACUACUUGCAUAACAACACACACAUUCUACAAAUAAAAUUGGCCACAUUGCUAAUAAAAACCUAAACUUUACUCCAAUUACAUAAAGCUUCAAACUUUCAGAUACUCACACAUCAUAAAACUAAACCCUUUAGCAAAUUCUAGGUCAAAAUUCAAAAGUUAACCCAAAAAUCUCAAUUUACCUGAGCUUUAUCAGCAAGAU